Messenger RNA from Trametes versicolor FP-101664 SS1, 1923 nucleotides. RefSeq names its product phosphoacetylglucosamine mutase. The transcript has 6 exons. Gene Ontology annotation, biological process: UDP-N-acetylglucosamine biosynthetic process; carbohydrate metabolic process. The record is from RefSeq and is a predicted model, not a curated record. Gene Ontology annotation, molecular function: magnesium ion binding; phosphoacetylglucosamine mutase activity. NCBI's taxonomy places the organism in Eukaryota, Fungi, Basidiomycota, Agaricomycetes, Polyporales, Polyporaceae. Bases 53 to 1708 code for a protein of 551 amino acids.
GCCAUUUCGGCCACGGCUUCCGUCGCCCUCUCCUUGCUUUCCUACUAUCAUCAUGGCCUCUGCACUGCCUGUCGACGCCAUCAGGUCGCUCUCUGAGCAGCAUCCGAAGCCGUCCAAUGUCCACUUCCAGUACGGGACCGCAGGGUUCAGGACCUUGGGUAACAUCCUGGACUCGGUCAUGUUCCGCGUUGGUGUUCUCGCUGCGCUGAGGAGCAAGAGGCUCGAUGGCAAGACUAUCGGUGUUAUGAUUACAGCCUCACACAACCCAGAACAGGACAACGGUGUGAAGCUGGUUGACCCUCGUGGAGAGAUGUUGGAGGCGGCCUGGGAGGUCCAUGCUACCAACCUCGCGAACGCCGCCACCACCGAUGCCUUCGUUGACUCUUUGGAGGUGUUCGUCAAGACUGCGAAGAUCGAUCUGUCUAAGCCCGCACGCGUUGUAUAUGCCAGGGACACCCGCCCCUCAGGCCCUGCUCUCAUUUCCGCCUUGGAAGACGGCUUUAAGGCCAUCGGCGCUGAAGCACGGGACGCCGGGGUCACGACAACGCCUGUACUUCACUACCUCGUCAAGGCCAUCAACACCAAGGGCACGAAGGAGGAGUAUGGUGUAGACUCGGAGGAAGGCUACCUGCAAAAGCUCAGCACCGCGUUCAAGAAGCUUGUGGCUGGCAAGCCUGCCAUCCCGCCUCUGGUCAUCGACUGUGCCAAUGGUGUGGGUGCAAUUGUUGGCGAGAAGUUGGGCGAGCACCUCGGCGACACACUGAAACUGCUUCUCCACAACACCGCCAUCGACACCGCCGGCGCACUGAACCACGCCUGUGGCGCCGACUUUGUGAAGACCUCUCAGCGCCUUCCCCCGUCCUUGGCUUCGGUCCUCCAUCCCGGCCAGAGGGGAUGCAGUCUUGAUGGCGACGCCGACCGGUUGAUCUACUACUACCUCGAUGACCGUGGCCAAUUCCACAUGUUGGAUGGCGACAAGAUCGCCGCCCUCGUUGCAGCCUUCAUCGUCGAGCUUACCAAGUCUGCCGGGCUGGAAGGCGAGAUCCAAGUCGGCAUUGUGCAGACCGCCUACGCGAAUGGAGGCUCCACGAAGUACUUGGCUGAGCGUCUGCCGAUCAAGUGUGUUUCUACGGGAGUGAAGCACCUUCACCACGCUGCGGAGCACUACGACAUCGGCGUCUACUUCGAAGCCAAUGGCCACGGCACGGUUUUGUUCUCGUCCGACACGACCAACAAGCUGUCCUCGCACCAACCGUCUACGCCGGCGCAGUCCACCGCGCUCAACCACCUGAUCAACCUCACCCAGCUGAUCAAUCAGACGGUUGGCGAUGCACUCUCCGACAUGCUCCUGAUCGAGGUGGUGCUCGCGCACAAAUCGUACAGCGGCCUGGAGUGGGAUUCUCUGUACGUCGACCUGCCGAACCGGCUCGUGAAGGUCGUCGUUCCGGAGCGCAACAUCUUCAAGACUACAGAUGCAGAGCGUCGUUUGACCAGCCCCGGUGGCUUGCAAGCGAAGAUCGACGAGCUCGUUCACCGCUACGAGGGUGGACGCUCCUUCGUGCGGCCGAGUGGAACGGAAGACGUCGUGCGUGUCUACGCAGAGGCGACUGUGAGGAGCCAGGCAGAUGAACUCGCUUUCCGUGUCGCUGGAUUGGUGUAUGAUGAGGUCGGCGGAGACCCGGCGAAACGCCCCGCCGAGUUCCUGUAGACGAGAUUGGCCGAUUGAUGGACGUAGAGAGAAGAAGUGUAUACCUGUGUGUAUUUUACGUGCGGAACUGCUGAGCGUCUGGACCGGACUGAGAUGGACGGACGGUGUUUGGGUGAAUUUGACACAUCGGCGGUUGCCGGGGAGUGAGACUGACGGAGUGGCUGAGGGCGAGUCGAGUAAGUAUGUCGCCAUUAUGCACCCGACGGCGACCUAGU